AUGAAAUUUCCAAUAGAGAACCCGAGGAAACAAGUUAACUGGGACCCCGAACAAGUGGCGGUCCAGACCAACUUGGUCCCUCCCAAAAAGGUCCAGCCUGGCAUGGCUAAAUCCAGCCUAGUCCAAGCCAGUGUGGCCACCAUGCAGAACCCCAUGGGCUGCGACCCAAAGGCCAACGGUCACUGUCCACUGCCACGCCUGUCCAUCUCUUCCCGCUCUGCCAGCGUGGUGGCCAGCAUGGACGCCAGCUGUGAUGGCACGGCCGCGGCGCUCCACUCGGUGAUGAAGUGGAAGACAGUGCUGGCGGUGUUCAUCGUGGUCGUUCUCUACCUGGUUUGUGGAGGUCUGGCUUUCAGGGCGCUGGAGCAGCCGUUUGAGAGCAACCAGAAGACGAGUAUCACUCUGGAGAAGGCUUCGUUCUUGGAGAGACACCCCUGCGUUACUCCUGACGAACUGGAGGCGCUCAUCAAGCAUGCCAUUGAUGCAGUGAGUGCAGGAGUGAGUCCUAUUGGAGACACAUCCUACAACUCCAGUUACUGGGACCUGGGCAGUGCCUUCUUCUUCGCUGGGACUGUCAUCACAACCAUAGGUUAUGGAAACAUAGCUCCAAGUACACAGGGUGGGAAAAUCUUUUGCAUCCUUUAUGCCAUAUUUGGCAUCCCUCUCUUUGGCUUCUUGUUGGCGGGGAUUGGAGACCAGCUGGGGACCAUCUUUGUGAAAAGCAUCUUGAGAGUUGAGAAGAUAUUCAGGCAAAAACAUAAACAGAUCAGCCAGACUAAGAUCAGAGUGACGUCCACCAUCCUAUUCAUCCUGGCCGGCUGCAUCGUUUUUGUCACCAUCCCUGCUGUUAUCUUUAAACACAUCGAGGGCUGGACAACACUGGAGGCCAUCUACUUUGUCGUGAUCACACUCACCACAGUGGGAAUAGGAGAUUAUGUGGCAGGUGGUGACCGUAGGAUCGACUAUAUGAAGUGGUACAAGCCCCUGGUGUGGUUCUGGAUCUUGGUGGGUUUGGCGUACUUUGCAGCUGUCCUCAGCAUGAUUGGAGACUGGCUUCGGGUAUUGUCUAAAAAGACCAAAGAAGAGGUUGGGGAGUUUAAAGCUCAUGCAGCUGAAUGGAAGGCAAAUGUUCGAGCAGAGUUCCGUGAAACGCGGCGGCGCCUGAGCGUUGAAAUCCAUGACAAGCUCCAGCGGGCCGCCACCAUCCGCAGCAUGGAGCGCCGUCAGCUUGGCCUUGAGCAGCGAGCUCACUCCCUGGACAUGCUGUCUCCAGAGAAGCGGGCCUUGUUUGCCAGCCUAGAUGCCGGCCGCUUCAAGACUUCCUCCCAGGAGAGCAUUGACACCAAACUCAACAACCUGAGGCUGAAGGGGGCCUGUGAGCCGUACGACCAUCAGGGGAGUGAGCAAGCCCCACAGACAGCGUCCUCCUCGGAGGAGAAUCUCUUCAACAUGCGCUUUGGAUCUCUCACCAAACUGGCCAGGCGCAACAAAAACCGUGAGCUACGGAGGAACAUUAAUGAAGAGGUACGGCGGGCGAGUCUAGGCAUAAACAAUGCCAUGCUGGGUGAGGAGAGGACGGAAGAGGAAGAAGACGGGGAGCCAGAUGAAGAACUUGGAGAAAGAAAGGAGGGAAACACCAGUCUGACAAACCUGUCACAGUACGCAAUGGAGCGCAGCAAGCUGAAUGGGUUCACAGUGCAGGCCAAAGACAGUGAGAACGACUAG
This is a messenger RNA of Plectropomus leopardus (leopard coralgrouper), 1725 nucleotides long. It is a transcript of the gene kcnk10b, whose product is annotated as potassium channel, subfamily K, member 10b. The record is from RefSeq and is a predicted model, not a curated record. Gene Ontology annotation, molecular function: outward rectifier potassium channel activity; potassium ion leak channel activity. Lineage: Eukaryota; Metazoa; Chordata; Actinopteri; Perciformes; Serranidae. Gene Ontology annotation, biological process: stabilization of membrane potential; potassium ion transmembrane transport. Gene Ontology annotation, cellular component: plasma membrane.